This is a messenger RNA of Akanthomyces muscarius, 1257 nucleotides long. RefSeq lists its product as uncharacterized. Lineage: Eukaryota; Fungi; Ascomycota; Sordariomycetes; Hypocreales; Cordycipitaceae. The transcript has 5 exons. The record is from RefSeq and is a predicted model, not a curated record. The coding region runs from base 1 to 1257 and encodes 418 amino acids.
AUGGAAAAAGCGCGAAACUAUAAAACAGCUAGAUUUCCCUUGCCUGACGGGGGGAGAGGUCGGGCUUCGUUCAAAUGGAGACUGGCUGCAUUGGGACCAUUGCCAAUCGUUGAGUCCUUAGCUUUUACAAUAGUGGGGUUACUAUUGGGGGGGAGCCUGAUUCUGGAUGGGCGAGAAGCGGCUCUCGUCAGCCAUAACCACAUUUUGUUCUGCUUGCUGUCCUGCCUCACCUACGAGGUAACGUAUGCAAUUUACGGUCCACCCCAAAACAAUAUUCAAGCGCAGAAAAAAUACCGAGAGAAACGCAAGGCCCGCCUAGAUGAUUUCGAGACGCUGGCGGCGUCCCUUUCGCAGGGUGUGGCGAUGCUGUGUUCAGGUACGCCUAGCUCGUAUGCGGUCAAUUUCACCGAAGACAAACAGCCAAACUUCGAUGGAAACAUUGAAUCAGGUCUCAUUGACGAUACCAAUGAGUCCGCUACCGAUGCGCUCGAUGCCUACACUUCGGCGUGUGCGACUCCCGCUACUUCCUUGUAUGGUGUCUCCUGGGACCUGAAUACCUCCAUGGAACCCUCUCAUCUUUUUUAUGGCGAGAAUAUAUCAUCCAGCUCCCAAAACUGGUCGCGUUAUAUCGACUGCGGCUGCCUUUACCCUCACCUCCAAGUUAGCUCAUCACGACCUAGGGUAUACUUGGAGCUGGAAGCGGAUGCGCCCAGCCGGAGCUCAUGUUCAACUGAUCCCGAUGUCAAUACUUUACGUAUCGAGCGAUACUGUAUAGUUCAGUCCAUGGCGUCUCUUUGCUUGCAUAUCGGAAUGACAAAGGACAUGCUGUGCGACGACAAGGCUACAUCUCCCUUUUUCCGGCCGACUGGUAAGAUAGUGAACGGCACCGGCGCGGAUACAGUGGUCAAGAUGAUCAUUCGCCAGCACGCGGCAUUCAUCGACGUCUUGCCUUUCCCCACACUCAGGCGGAAUGUGAUCAACAGCGGAGAAGCAGUUGACCUAACAGAGUUUUAUCACGACUUGAUUGAUGGAUUGAUCUGCUGGGGGGGAGCUACGGACCGAAGCAGUGUUACAGAUUCGACCACCGGUGAUAUUUCAGCGGCAACACCGUGGGAUAGUAGAAGCUGGGAGGCUAGGGGGUGGUUCUUGCGGAAGUACUGGGCGCUACUGGGCGGCGAAGAGGGGGAGCUGGUGCGUCAAAGCGAAUGGUGGCGGAACAUGAGAGGAGACGAUACGGAUCUGUGGUUUAAGAUGUGA